Messenger RNA from Juglans regia (Persian walnut), 925 nucleotides. Its product is annotated as NDR1/HIN1-like protein 3. The transcript has a single exon. The record is from RefSeq and is a predicted model, not a curated record. The coding region runs from base 97 to 774 and encodes 225 amino acids. Gene Ontology annotation, biological process: defense response to other organism. NCBI's taxonomy places the organism in Eukaryota, Viridiplantae, Streptophyta, Magnoliopsida, Fagales, Juglandaceae.
UCUUCUACGUCAUGGUAAUUCUCUCCAAUUCCCCCCCUUUAACCUUUCCUUGACAAAGUCUCUUAAUUUGUAUAUUUUUCCAUUUUUUCCGUUGAGAUGGCAGAGAAACCAUCCAACUUGAAUGGAGCAUACUACGGCCCCUCAGUUCCACCACCCAAGCGAUACUAUCGCCACAAAGGUAGCGACGACGAAGGGUGCGGCUGCCUUUUGAGUUUCCUUUUUAACCUCAUUCUAGUUUCAGCCCUUGCCGUCCUCGUCUUCUGGCUCAUAUUUCACCCCAACAAGGUCAAGUUUCAUGUCACCGAUGCCUCUCUUACUCAGUUCAACUUAAACACCAACAACAGUACUACGCUACUCUACUAUAAUCUUUCCGUCAACAUUACCAUCAGAAACCCCAACGAAAAGAUUGGCAUAUACUACGAUAGCAUUGAAGCUAAGGCUUACUUCGAGGACCAGAGGUUUGGUUCGGCGACGCUUACCCCUUUUUACCAAGGCCAUAAGAAUACAACUGUUUUGAGUCCGGUGUUCAAAGGGCAGCAAGUGGUUGUGUUGGGAGCCGAUGAGCUUUCAAAGCUGAAUUCGGAGAAGAGUGCUGCAGGGGUUUUUGACAUUGAAGUUAAGCUCUAUCUUGGAAUUAGGUUUAAGGUGGGUACGGUCAACACUUGGCGGGUUAAGCCGAAGAUCAGGUGCGAGUUAAAAGUUCCUUUGAGUUCGAAUGGAACAUCACCAGUUGGCUUUGACACAACCGAGUGCCACAUCGAUUUUGACUUUUGAGUCUUGUUCAUGUUUGAGAUUGACAGUCGUAAUUUGUUUUUGUUUUUAUUUUGCUAUUACGAUAUUGUAUUUCUUAAUUUUAAGCAGACAUACCCGAUGGACGAUGGUUUGUUUCUAAUUUCCUGGAAAGCGAGGUGAUCAUACGCUCUCA